Carica papaya (papaya) is the source of this 1498-nucleotide messenger RNA. Its product is annotated as Tetratricopeptide repeat (TPR)-like superfamily protein. Gene Ontology annotation, molecular function: protein binding. The record is from RefSeq and is a predicted model, not a curated record. NCBI's taxonomy places the organism in Eukaryota, Viridiplantae, Streptophyta, Magnoliopsida, Brassicales, Caricaceae.
CUUAGUUUGGCGUCUGUUACGAGAGAAGGCUCCAGAGGAAGAAAGAAAAAGGGAAGGAGAGAGAAGAAACCAGAAGCUGGAGGAUAACCAGGGAAUUCACGCGCUGAUGAAGGUUCUAAAAACUUUUGCGAUGAAGAAUUGAAGGCGAGUUUCUGGCGUAAUUUGUAGAAAGGCAGAGAGGUGAGAAUAUCGUACUUAGGUUUUGGGAGGCUGAAAUCGCAUGAGAGAGGGGAAACCUGGAAAGGAGAGCUAGAGCAUAGGAGAGAGAACUGAAGAAGGAGAGAUUAAACGCCUUUACUCUUUAGAGGACACACUUGGAACGGUCACGACAGUGUGAUUUUGGAGGCCACAAAGACAGAAAAUGGUGGUGAUAGAACCAGAGGACAAUGAAGAGGAGACUGUUGUGGAAAAUCCACCGAAAUCAUCAUCUUCCAAAAAGACAGGCACAAGAGAUGAUAAGAAAAAAGCUUCUGCUACUGCAGCCAGUGGUAAUGGAGAAUCUGAUGGGUUUGAGACUGCCAGUGAGCGAGAAAUCAGUGAAGACGAAGAUGAUGAUGGAGGUGCUAAACAAGACUCAUCUGAUCAUCAAUCAUCACAACAACAACAACAGCAGCAGCAAGGACAAGGGCAAGGGAAGGAGCACGAGCAGCAGGUGAAAGGAGGGGACUCCUUUGAAGAUGCCUUGAAUGAGGAUGAGUUGAAACAGAAAGCCUUGGCACAAGCAAAUGACUCGAAACUUGAGGGCAAUAAGCUGUUUGGCAAUGGUCAGUACGAGGAGGCAUUAUCACAGUAUGAGCUUGCUUUACAAGUUGCCCCGGAGAUGCCUGCAUCUGUGGAGCUUCGUUCUGUGUGUCAUGCAAACCGAGCUAUAUGCUUUCUGAAAUUGGGAAAAUAUGAGGACACCAUCAAGGAAUGCACAAAAGCAUUAGAGUUAAAUCCUGCAUACACUAAAGCCCUUCUAAGAAGAGCAGACGCUCAUGAGAAGCUUGAACACUAUGAAGAGGCCAUUGCUGAUAUGAAGAAAUUAUUAGAACUGGAUCCUUCAAAUGACCAGGCCAGAAGGAGCAUUCACCGACUAGAGCCAAUAGCUGCUGAGAAGCGAGAAAAGAUGAAGGAGGAGAUGAUUGCAAAGCUGAAAGACAUGGGCAACUCCAUUCUGGGUCGUUUUGGAAUGAGUGUCGACAACUUCAAAGCUGUUAAAGAUCCAAACACAGGUUCCUAUUCAAUAUCGUUCCAGCGUUAGUUCAAUAUAAUUGUGGGGGAUAUAACAAUGGGUUAAAAUGGGACCAGCAUCUAUAUAAUAGGCUGAGAUGCUGGAGUAGUAAUAGUCAGAGUGUAUACACAAGUAAAUGCCUGUUACGGAAUAGCUUUUUUUCUGUGCUUCAUAUUUUCAUCAAUUGAUGAUCCAUAUGACUGUUUCUUGGUUGUAUGGUCAGCUUAUUUACUGCUAUCCUGCUUUGAGGUUUUUGUUUGGACAUUGAUCACUUGGACCACUUUC